UGCAAGUUGCGCGUCUGCACUGCUAUUUUAGGUAUGCAGCUAGUGCUAUCUGCUCGGCAGUUUUCCGUCUGAUUUUGGCCUCUUCACAUCAAUUAAAAGCGCCGUUUUUGAUGACAGCUCUUUAACAAGAAUGCAUAGGUGACAUCUGGCGACAAGAUUUUCAGCUGAAUUCCCACUUGACUACACUGGCCAGCAUCCAUAAGAUCCACCACACGUUGCACAGGCUGAACUUGACUGAAGACGUUGGACAGGAUAGCCACCCUUCAGCUUGUUGCUCCAGAGCCAUGCCUCCUAGGAAAAAGAGGAGACCCUCUGCUGGAGAUGACAUGUCAGCCAAGAAAAGUCGCCAGGACAGUGUUUUCAGGAAACACGAGACGUCACAAAUCCGUGAGGAGGACACGUUUUCCAGUAAAAGAUGCCUGGAGUGGUUCUAUGAGUAUGCAGGUUGCGAUGAAGUCGUCGGUCCGGAGGGCAUGGAGAAGUUCUGUGAGGACAUCGGAGUGGAGCCAGAGAACGUGGUGAUGCUGGUUCUUGCCUGGAAGCUGGACGCUCAGAGUAUGGGUUAUUUCACCCUCCAGGAGUGGCUGAGAGGCAUGGGCUCGCUGCAGUGCGACUCCACGGAGAGGCUGAGAAACUCGCUCGACUACCUGAGAUCUGUCCUAAACGACAGCACCAGUUUUAAGCUCAUUUAUAGAUAUGCCUUUGAUUUUGCCCGGGAAAAGGAUCAGAGGAGUCUGGACUUGAACACAGCCAAGUGCAUGUUGGGACUUCUUCUGGGAAAGACGUGGCCUCUGUUUCCUGUGUUUAAUCAGUUUCUAGAGCAAUCCAAGUACAAAGUCAUCAACAAAGACCAAUGGUGCAAUGUUUUAGAGUUCAGCAGGACAAUCAACCUGGACCUCAGUAACUAUGAUGAAGACGGUGCCUGGCCAGUUUUGUUGGACGAGUUUGUUGAAUGGUACAAAGAGAGGCAGAUGUCAUAGGUGCAGAGCAAACCGGAGAAAUACAACUGUGACAACAACAACUAUGAGAAACAACAACCAAUAAGUAAACAAUACAAAAAUGGUAAAGCAGUGACUGUGGGUGCUUCCUGGUGGAGGAGGGA
Molecule: messenger RNA, 1102 nt
Organism: Cheilinus undulatus (humphead wrasse)
Lineage: Eukaryota; Metazoa; Chordata; Actinopteri; Labriformes; Labridae
Gene: dcun1d4
Product: DCN1, defective in cullin neddylation 1, domain containing 4 (S. cerevisiae)
Exons: 11
Coding region: 285-980 (231 amino acids)
Biological process (GO): protein neddylation; positive regulation of ubiquitin-protein transferase activity
Cellular component (GO): ubiquitin ligase complex
Molecular function (GO): ubiquitin-like protein binding; cullin family protein binding; ubiquitin conjugating enzyme binding
Source: RefSeq, a predicted model, not a curated record